Stereum hirsutum FP-91666 SS1 is the source of this 216-nucleotide messenger RNA. RefSeq lists its product as uncharacterized. The record is from RefSeq and is a predicted model, not a curated record. The transcript is spliced from 3 exons. The coding region runs from base 1 to 216 and encodes 71 amino acids. Gene Ontology annotation, biological process: vacuolar acidification; proton transmembrane transport. Lineage: Eukaryota; Fungi; Basidiomycota; Agaricomycetes; Russulales; Stereaceae. Gene Ontology annotation, molecular function: proton-transporting ATPase activity, rotational mechanism. Gene Ontology annotation, cellular component: vacuolar proton-transporting V-type ATPase, V0 domain.
AUGGCCUCCUCAUUUCCAGUUCUCCUCGUUCUCGUUAUUGCGCUCGGUCUCAUGGCCGUGACAUGGUUCUUUACACCCAAGGGACCACAACAAGUACUGGUCCGCACGAGUGUGAUGCUCACGCUGGCUUGCUUGUAUCUCAUGUGGGCUAUCGCAUACCUGGCGCAACUUCAUCCUUUGAUGGUACCGCGCAAGAACCUCGCAAACGCGGAAUGA